This is a messenger RNA of Rhipicephalus sanguineus (brown dog tick), 1878 nucleotides long. Its product is annotated as ice-structuring glycoprotein-like. The record is from RefSeq and is a predicted model, not a curated record. NCBI's taxonomy places the organism in Eukaryota, Metazoa, Arthropoda, Arachnida, Ixodida, Ixodidae. The transcript is spliced from 4 exons. The coding region runs from base 86 to 1783 and encodes 565 amino acids.
AUGGCCUUUGUCGAGUAUAAAAGCAGGUGCCGCUGCCGCAGAAAGUCAGCAGCUACUGGUACGCCGACAGCUCUCCACUACAACCAUGAUCCGUGCUUGCGUCCUCCUGGCUCUGGCCACCAGCGCCUUCGCUGGCUAUCUCCCAACCUACGGUGUCGGCCAUGCCAUCACUGGCCUUAGCUAUGGCGUUGCUCCAGCUGCCAGCUACGCCAUUUCCGCUCCAGCCAUCACCCGCACGGUCUCCACCUCCUACCACGCUGCCCCAGUCGUGGCUGCCGCUCCGGCUGUCGCCACUGUCGCCGCUGCCCCAGCUGUCACCAAGGUGUACCAGUCUGCUCCAGUUGUGGCUACUGCCCCAGCCGUCGCUACUGUCGCCGCCGCUCCAGCUGUGUCCCAAGUGACUACCUACGCUCAGGCUGCUCCAGUCGUCGCUGCUGCCCCAGCUGUCACUAGGGUGUACCAGUCUGCUCCAGUUGUGGCUGCUGCCCCAGCCGUCGCUGCUGUCGCCGCUGCCCCGGCUGUGUCCCGCAUCACCACCUACACUCAGUCUGCUCCAGUCGUCGCUGCUGCCCCAGCUGUCACUCGGGUGUACCAGUCUGCUCCAGUCGUUGCCGCUGCCCCAGCUGUCGCCACUGUUGCCGCUGCUCCAGCUGUGUCCCGUGUGACCACUUACACCCAGGCUGCUCCAGUCGUCGCUGCCGCCCCAGCUGUCACCCGGGUUUACCAGUCUGCUCCGGUUGUUGCCGCUGCCCCAGCUGUGUCCCGUGUCACCACCUACACUCAGGCUGCUCCAGUCGUCGCUGCCGCCCCAGCUGUCACCCGGGUUUACCAGUCUGCUCCGGUUGUUGCCGCUGCCCCAGCUGUUGCCACUGUUGCCGCUGCCCCAGCUGUGUCCCGUGUCACCACCUACACUCAGGCUGCUCCAGUCGUCGCUGCCGCCCCAGCUGUCACCCGAGUUUACCAGUCUGCUCCAGUUGUUGCUGCUGCCCCAGCUGUGUCCCGCGUCACCACCUACACUCAGGCUGCUCCAGUCGUCGCUGCCGCCCCAUCUGUCACCCGGGUUUACCAGUCUGCUCCAGUUGUUGCUGCUGCUCCAGCUGUUGCCACUGUUGCCGCUGCCCCAGCUCUGUCCCGCGUCACCACCUACACCCAGGCUGCUCCAGUCAUCGCUGCUGCCCCAGCUGUCACCCGGGUUUACCAGUCUGCUCCAGUUGUUGCCGCUGCUCCAGCUGUUGCCACUGUUGCUGCUGCCCCAGCUGUGUCCCGCGUCACCACCUACACUCAGGCUGCUCCAGUCGUCGCUGCCGCCCCAGCUGUCACCCGGGUUUACCAGUCUGCUCCAGUAGUUGCCGCUGCUCCAGCUGUUGCCACUGUUGCCGCUGCCCCAGCUGUGUCCCGCGUCACCACCUACACCCAGUCUGCUCCAGUCGUCGCUGCUGCUCCAGCUGCUGCUACCACCUUCCACCAGGCUGCUCCAGUUGUAGCUGCUGCUCCAGCUGUUGCCACCUACGCCGCAGCCCCAGCUGUCGCUGCCAUCCACGCCGCUCCAGCUGUUGCUACCACCACCGUCCACCACGCACCAGCUGUUGCUACCAUUGCCCACGCUGCCCCAGCCUUCGCUACCUACCAGACCACUCCAGUCUAUGGCUAUGGUGUUGGAACCCUGGGCUAUGGCGCUGGAAGCUACGCCCUCGGCCACGGCAUCGGUGUCUACGGCCUGAACUACGGCUAUGGUCUUGGCACUCCCUUCGACUACACCGCACUCCUCCGCAGGAAGAAGUAAAUCGCUCUCCUAAUGUACAGGAUGAACAUGUGUACAGAUACCUGAGAAUUCGAACGUCAUCAAAUCACCGAAUAAAUUUUGUACAAAUGCCCGAA